CUCAUGCCGUGGAUCACGCUGACGACACCAGAGGUGAAAGCAGAACAAAAAUGUGAUAUUUACAUCGGUAUACGUUGGCUAUGCUAGCCUACGUUGACAGUUCAAACAUUUGUGUCAACGUGGUGGAUUUCAUUAUCCCGAAACCGGAUGAGUAGAAAGAACAAUGUUUGACUGAAAAAUUUGAAACUGCCGUCUGUUGUUGUGAAAACUGACUGAAACUUACCCCGACAAUGUCUCCUCAACCAAAACAAAAUGUUCAAUCACUCAAAUACGUCAGUUUGUUCACUCUUACCCUCCAAAAUGCCUUGGUUGGUCUCAGUAUGCGUUAUGCACGAACCAGAGCAGGAGACAUGUUUCUCUCUUCCACAGCGGUUUUAAUGUCAGAAUUUCUGAAAUUACUGACCUGUCUAGUUUUGGUAUACAACAAUGGAAAGAGCUUUGUCCAGUUGGUAGACUCCUUGAAAAGUACCAUAAUCGAUCAACCAUGGGAUACUCUGAAAGUUUGCGUGCCAUCUCUUCUGUAUAUUAUCCAGAAUAAUUUAUUAUAUGUUUCUGCGUCGAAUCUAGAUGCUGCUACAUACCAGGUGACUUAUCAAAUGAAAAUUUUAACGACUGCAUUUUUUGCGGUGACAAUACUCAGAAGAUCACUACGAGUAAUGCAGUGGGGUGCUCUUUGUCUCCUUUUGGCGGGUGUCGUACUAGUACAAAUGGCUGACGCUGGCCCGGCGAAAGUCCCUUCAGGAAUAGAACAAAAUCAACUGCUCGGUUUUGGGGCUGCUUUGGCGGCAUGUUUCCUGUCCGGUUUCGCUGGUAUAUACUUCGAAAAAAUUCUCAAAGCUAUGGAGCAAUUCAAACCAACCGAUGCAACUACUAAUCCAUCACUCAUUCUGGCGGCUGCUAAUCAAAAAAAAUAUGCCCACUUACUAGAAAAAGCCAUUCAUCAUGCGAAAAAAGUCAGCUCCAAUAUGAACGAGCAAUUGGAGGCAGCUGUUGACAUGACAUGCGUUUUAUUCGGUCAGGAAAUUUUGAAACUGAUUCCUGGUCGCGUGUCAACCGAGGUUGACGCGAGAUUGUCGUUCGAUAAAAAGGGUAGCAUCGAAAAAGCGAAAAAACUCAUCACUCUUUACGAGGAAGCAGGAAUAAGUAGAGAUCGUAUUCUUAUAAAGCUCGCCUCGACUUGGGAAGGGAUCCAGGCCGCCAAAGAACUUGAAGAACAAGACGGAAUUCACUGUAACUUGACCCUUCUCUUUUCUUUCGCUCAAGCCGUCGCCUGUGCAGAGGCAGGUGUGACCCUGAUUUCUCCAUUUGUUGGAAGGAUUCUCGAUUGGUACGUCGCGAAUACAGAUAAAAAAAUGUAUGAAUCGAAGGAAGAUCCUGGUGUCGUAUCUGUCACUAAGAUAUACAAUUAUUAUAAAAAAUUUGACUACAAAACUGUCGUAAUGGGUGCAUCCUUCCGCAAUGUUGGUGAAAUCCGAGAGCUCAGUGGGUGUGAUUAUUUGACAAUAGCUCCAAAGCUUUUGGAGGAACUCGAGAAAAGUAACGAACCGCUCCACAAAGUUCUAAACGUCGAAACAGCCAAGAAGUCUGAUCUUCAAAAAGUACAUCUUGACGAAGCACAAUUCAGAUGGUUACUCAAUGAGGAUCAAAUGGCAACGGACAAACUAAGCGACGGAAUUCGCAAGUUUGCCGUUGACAUGCGCAAACUCGAGAAAUUGCUGACCGAGAAACUUCAAGCUUGAGGAUAAACUGUUUUGGAUAUAUUUUUAUAUAUUUACAACUGAACGAUACGCCCUAAGCAAUAGUGCAUAUCCGAUGUAAAUAAAAACUUAUAAAUGGCGAUAAUAUGGUGUAUUAAGCAACAAAGAAUAAUUCUUAUUUUCUUACUGCCUUAUUCGCAGAAUAUUCAAUGUGAAUAAAUCGAUAAACAGACA
Messenger RNA from Venturia canescens, 1931 nucleotides. RefSeq names its product transaldolase (gene Taldo). Lineage: Eukaryota; Metazoa; Arthropoda; Insecta; Hymenoptera; Ichneumonidae. The coding region runs from base 231 to 1739 and encodes 502 amino acids. The transcript has 10 exons. Gene Ontology annotation, cellular component: cytoplasm; Golgi membrane; intracellular anatomical structure. The record is from RefSeq and is a predicted model, not a curated record. Gene Ontology annotation, biological process: pyrimidine nucleotide-sugar transmembrane transport; pentose-phosphate shunt, non-oxidative branch; carbohydrate metabolic process. Gene Ontology annotation, molecular function: transaldolase activity; pyrimidine nucleotide-sugar transmembrane transporter activity.